Stegodyphus dumicola is the source of this 2065-nucleotide messenger RNA. Its product is annotated as protein-tyrosine sulfotransferase-like. Gene Ontology annotation, molecular function: protein-tyrosine sulfotransferase activity. Gene Ontology annotation, biological process: peptidyl-tyrosine sulfation. Gene Ontology annotation, cellular component: Golgi apparatus. Lineage: Eukaryota; Metazoa; Arthropoda; Arachnida; Araneae; Eresidae. The record is from RefSeq and is a predicted model, not a curated record.
UUCAUAUUUGUACAUUAUAAUUAUUAUUUGUUAAAAUUAUGUUUCUGUGAUUUACAGGUUUUAGACAGUGCAGUUGCUUCAUUUACACUUGAGAUUAUUGCUCGUCAUGGUGAGCCUGCACCCAGGCUAUGCAAUAAGGAUCCCUUUACUUUAAGAUCAGCUGUGUAUUUACAUUCUUUAUUUCCUAAAGCAAAAUUUAUUCUUCUUAUACGAGAUGGAAGGGCUGUAGUUCACUCCAUAAUAACUAGAAAGGUUACAAUAACAGGUUUUGACAUCAGUGAUUACCGUCAGUGCUUAACAAAAUGGAGUGCAGCAAUGUCAGCUAUGUAUUCUCAGUGUGUAAGUUUAGGUGCUCAGAUAUGUAUGCCAGUUCAUUAUGAACAAUUAGUGCUACAGCCUAGACCAUGGAUGGAAAGUAUUUUAAAGUUCCUUGAGGUUCCUUGGAAUGAUUCAGUAUUACAUCAUGAACAGUUGGUAGACAAACCCGGUGGAAUAUCUAUCUCAAAGUUGGAAAGAUCUUCUGACCAAGUUAUUAAACCAAUUAAUAUUGAAGCAUUAAGUAAAUGGGUAGGCCAUAUUCCUGAUGAUGUCGUGCGAGACAUGGCAAAUAUUGCUCCAAUGUUAGCAACUUUAGGUUAUGAUCCUAAUGCUAACCCACCAGAUUAUGGGAAACCAGAUGCAUUUGUAUUACAAAAUACAAACUUUAUCAAACAAAAUGAGAAAUUAUGGGCAGCUAAGGAACAAGAACUACAAAAGCAAAGAGAACUAUUAAGAAAAAGUGCCCUUCGUAAUAAACAAACAGCAAAUGAUGUAAAUAAAGGUUCAGUUGAAGGAAAAGAACAAAAUGAAAAAAUAACAUGAUAAGAAGAGUAUAGAAGUCAGAUUGUAAUAAAAAUCCAUAACUUUUAAUGUGAUGAAAUCAAUGUGGAUGCACAUACCUGUGAAAUGGAUCUUCCAACUGUCCAAUGUUGUGAUCUCUGUUGUUGAGAGUUUUAAUAGCUAGUUAUUUAUGUAUAGACAUUUUUUAAAAAUCAUUAUAAAAUAUUAUAUGAAGUCAUUGUAAAUUUACAAAUAACUUUCAAAGUGGCAUUUAUGUUUUGAAGUACAUGUUGUCUGUUAUGUAUUUCAUAUUCACAAUACUAGUCAUAUAACUUCUGAAAGAGAAAUCUGUGAGUUUUAUAGACUAAAAGACUUCUUCAUUACUAUAUAUAUAAUUGUCUCUAUUUUUCAUGUUUUCAUUUUUUUCAGAAUAAUAAUAAGACAUAAAUUAUUUAAAUUUGAUUGCUGUAUAUUUUUAUGCGUAAAAUAUAAAAGUUAUACAAAUUUUAGCCUUUAUGAUAAAUUAAUUGUGAUUACUUGGAAAAAAUAUUAUUAAUUUCAGAUCAGCUGAAGAGAAUUUAAGUUUUAGAAUCAUAAAUUUUAUCAUUAAAAAGGCAUAUUUAUAUAUAUUGUAUUGAGCUUUAAAUGUUUCUGUGGUCCAUUCUUUUUAUACACCUUUCUACUAACAUAUCAUUUGAUAAAUUCGUAGAAUAAAUAGAUUUAGAAUUUUAUAUUACUGCAUUUAUGACAUUAACAUUUCUCAAAAGAAAUUUGCAUUGUGAAAACUAAGGAGAAAAGUAUGGAAUCCAAGAUAUUUUUUAUCAGGAGAGCUAGCUGUUCAUAAUUUCCUGUAAGCAGGAGGGGAAAAAAAUAAUUUAUGAACUUUAGUUCUUUAAAUAUGUUUUUGUAUUUUUGCAAAAUCAGUUUCUGAAACAAUGAUUUAUUUUGCCAUUGUAUGAUUGUAUGAAUGGUUUUGAAUAGACAAUUGAGCAUCCAUUUUUAAGAAUCUCAAUCCUAAAAUCAAACUUACAACAGCAUUAUGUAGCUGAUAUGUUGGUCAUUGUACAACUGAUAUAUUGGUUAACUGUAUUUUCAGUGUAUUUACUUUAAAAUAUAUUUUAUCUUUAUUUAUAUAAAGGUCACUUUUCUUUUACUUAGAUAAAAAAAAAAUUAUACAUUCAAUAAAUAUAAUUGCUGAAAUGUAUUUCUCUGAUUGUUUGCAAUAAAAUGUUUGUGUUUAUGUUUA